AUGGUACGGCACAAUAGUACAUCACGGUCUACUGAUAUCGGUAUCUACGUAGGCUUCUUUGAAAUACUCUUCCUGGCUGCGCAGGCCUUGACAUCGAUAUUCUGGGUCGCCAUGGCAAACCGGUUCGGUGACAAGACGAUACUCAUCUACGUUCUUCUUGGCACAACUAUCAGCUCGGCCAUCUUGGGAUUUUCUUCGUCACUCUGGCAAAUGGCACUCUGCCGAUGCUUCCUGGGAAUACUGUCGGGGGGUGACGUCGUCAUCCGCGUUAUGAUCGGGAAACUGUGCACGACGGAGACAGCGGCUACUCAUGGGUUCAGCCUAUCUUCCUUUGCCGGAAAUAUUGGAAUGGCCUCCGGACUUGUUAUCGGUUAUUCUCUUGCCAAUCAUGUUGGCCACUACGCGACCAUUCUCAAAACCAAUUCUUUUUUUGAGCAACAUCCGUUUUCCCUCCCGGGAAUUGUUAUUGGUAUCAUGAGUGCGGUUUGCGCCAUCGUCGCUGCACUGUUCGUGGAGGAUGCUAAACGAGACACUAAUGAGGCCUCGGAUGAUACCCCAUCUACGAGCUCCUUACUACCAUCCUGGACGUUUCUUCGAGAGCUAAUCCGAUCUUCUGGUGCUAUUCGCACAAUUUCUUCGUUCAUCAGUAUAAGCCUGCUUGGAUCUGCUUUCACGGCCGUGGCAACACUCGCACUUUACACAGACAUCAGCCAAGGCGGCCUGGAAUUCCCAAGUCACGAAAUUACGCUGUACAUGAUCUACCAGGGCGCUUUCGCAGCGUGCUGGCUGUUUGUGAUUUACCCAGCGUUAUACCAACAUUUUGGUACACAAAACAUCAUCUCAGCAAGCCAGGUUAUUUUUCCUUUCUUAUUUCUGAGUUUCGGCAUCAUGAAUGCACUUGUUCUCUCUGGUAGCGAACCUGAUUACUUCCUAUUCCGGGUCGUUCUGGCCGUGAUGACAUUCAUGGGGGCCGCUAUCUACAUGGCAGCUACAGCAGUCUAUGUUGGCUUGCAAGGGAGGCGGCUUCUUGUCUUCUAA
Fusarium subglutinans is the source of this 1038-nucleotide messenger RNA. RefSeq names its product tetracycline resistance (probable transport). The record is from RefSeq and is a predicted model, not a curated record. Gene Ontology annotation, molecular function: transmembrane transporter activity. The coding region runs from base 1 to 1038 and encodes 345 amino acids. Gene Ontology annotation, biological process: transmembrane transport. The transcript is spliced from 2 exons. NCBI's taxonomy places the organism in Eukaryota, Fungi, Ascomycota, Sordariomycetes, Hypocreales, Nectriaceae.